This is a messenger RNA of Westerdykella ornata, 1920 nucleotides long. Its product is annotated as alpha/beta-hydrolase. NCBI's taxonomy places the organism in Eukaryota, Fungi, Ascomycota, Dothideomycetes, Pleosporales, Sporormiaceae. The transcript has a single exon. The record is from RefSeq and is a predicted model, not a curated record. Gene Ontology annotation, molecular function: hydrolase activity. Bases 129 to 1715 code for a protein of 528 amino acids.
CUCCACCAAGACACCCGAAGUGCACAUGCAGUCGCUAGUACGGCGCUCGCCGAGCCCGAUAACCCCAAUCCUGCUACAAUGCACACUUCCUGGAACUAGCCUAUGCGCUAUCCUGAAACAAAACGAGAAUGAGCAGUGUCUUUCAACACCUUACCUACUUCUUCAAGCUCCCUUUCCACAUCCAAUGGCGCACGGUUCUCGUCCAACUCCCUCGCUGGGUCCCCCUCUCCAUCCUCCAUUUGACCUCUCCAAAGGGCCCCCAGCCUUUUGUGAUUGCGCUCCCGAGUCGUAAAAACCAUAGUAUUCCCAUAUACGUCUUCGUGCCGCCCGAACCCGUCGACCUCGGUGAUAAGGAACUAUGGGGCCCCAACGGAGAGUGGAAAGUCCCCGUCGUGUUGGACUUCCAUGGAGGUGGAUUCAUCAUGGGGUCACCGCUCGAGCAGGCGCCAUACGCGUCCAUGAUGUCGAGAGAGCUCGGGGCCGUGGUCCUCAGCGUGUCGUAUCGGAUUGGGCCGUUUCAUCAGUUCCCCGCCGCGAUUCACGAUGCAGAGGACGUUUUAUCUGCUAUUCUCGACACUGAAGCGGCGUCAGAGGCGGGGAAGGUACUGCGGACGGAGAUCAAUCGUUACAACCGCAUGACAGAAGAGAACCGUAAACGGCGGCGCCGCAACAGAGGCCAACGAGGGAGGUCGAAGACCAAACACCACCAUCAAUCCGACCUCGAAAGCGGCCUCUCCACCCCUAACAGCCGUGCCACCAUCCUCCUAGACCCCUCUCGCCUCUGCAUCUCGGGCUUCUCAGCGGGCGGAAACAUCGCGCUCAACACGACCCUCUCAGUCCCUCCAUGUGCCGACUUCGAAACCAACACUCUCCCCAGCCAACACCGCAACGCAACUUCAGACUCCAAAACCGCUCUCUUCUCCCCUACCCUCCCGCUCAAUCGCACCCAAACGAUCAUGGACGACCCAAACCACUCCUGGCCAACCGUGCUUCCCCCUCCACAAUCCCAACCCCGUUUCCUCCCACUCCUCUUAUUCUAUCCCUCCCUGGACGCGCGACUCCUACCGCAUCAACGUCCCAAGAGACCUCUCCCCAACUCUCUUCACCCGGACUCCCGCAAGCAAGAAAAGCCCAAGACGCCAGGCCUAUUCAGCAUCAUGAGCCCUACCUACCUCCCCAAACGGCUACGGGCCCAUCCCCGCGCGAGCCCCGGGUUAGUCCGUCCAGAGGACGUGCAGCGGAAUGCGACUAUCCUGCUCGUGCUGCCGGAGAAGGAUAGCCUAGCGGUGCAGAGCGAUGUGUGGGUUGACAAGAUGAGGAGAGCCGGGUGGGACGGGCCUGUCAGGUUUGGCGACGGCAGGGAAGGGGAUUGGGAUGGUCGUGGGUAUGGGUAUGGGUAUGGACCUGGAGACAGACCGACAGAUCCAUCGCAAAGUACGGAUGAGCAGAAGCCGGAGAAUGGAGGGCUGGAAGUGUGGCACGGGCCCAAGUGUCGGCACGGGUGGACGCAGUUCCCGACCAUAGCACUGGGGAAGCAUGAGCGGAUGGAAAGGGAUUUGGUGUUUACUAGGGCGCUGGAGUUUGUGAGGGAGAAGUGGAGGAAGGUGGUUGCUGUCGAGGAGCUCGGAAACACGAGUCAAGAGCUUAGGCUCUUGAAGAUUCCCACCGACGUCGAUGAGGGUGUGGCGGAGAGUUCUGGUUCACGGGCAAGCUGAUGGAGGGUAGGAAGUUGGCGUUAUUGAUCAGCGGAUAGAGAUCCCGUUUCUCUCGGAAGAGUGCAUCAUCGGUGCUGCAUUAUUCACAUUGGAUGGUAAAACACAACGAUGCUGUGGUCAAUUGUACCAGACUCCACUGAGGAAUCUAAGUAUACACAUAUGCAUACCCCCAAUAAGAUGGGGCCCAACACGACUUUCUUGCACU